Messenger RNA from Didymodactylos carnosus, 876 nucleotides. The record is from the annotation of a GenBank genome assembly. Lineage: Eukaryota; Metazoa; Rotifera; Eurotatoria; Philodinida; Philodinidae.
AUGGGUCUAUCUCAAAGAGCAUCGGCGGAUGCCGAAGAAAAUAACAGCCACGACGAUCGAAGCGCAAUGGAACGAUCAGAUGAUGAGACCGACGCUCCGAUUCGGGCUUACCGAGAGAGGCGAGCAAUGAACGAGACCUCAUCGGUACUUCAUCAUUUUGAUCGAGUGGACGAGGAACAAAAAAAUACGGCAUCAACACCCAUCCUAAUGUCGAUCGAUCCAGAAGAAAGCGAGAGCGAAGACGAUGUGAAGUCGGAGCUUGAUCGAUUGGAUAUACCAGCGGAUAUCGAAGAUGAUCAAGAAGAUCAAACAACAGACGAAUCAAGCGAAAGCGAUGGAUCCCCUGACGAUGAACACGACUGUGAUGAAGAAUGCGAGGCCCAAGAGAUCUUCACUGAUGAAUCAAUCGAAGAUUUCCUCUCCUCAAAUACUUCGAUGGAAAAUACACGAAUAUGGAUCCAAAAACUGGUAAAGCGAGUGCGCUCAUGCGUGAACUACAUUCGAAAUAAUUGCGCGAUUAAUGAUUACGUCUGUAAUCGAGCAGGCUCCAAUCUGCCACCUAUUCGAGCAGGUCUCGUAAUCGAUUUCGAGGUUCGCUGGAAUUCAACGUACAUCAUGCUCGAUCGAUUCAUUAUUCAUCGCGCCAUCCUCAACGAGAUCACGACGGAGCCAUUGAAAAUUCCCGUUGAAUUUGCAUUGAGUGGCUUUCUGAACACAGAAACGAUUGGCGAUUCCACAUUCAUGAAAUGUCUCAAAGCAUGUGUGUCCGAGAAGUUUGAACAUUAUUUUGUUCACGAAAUGGGAAAAUCUCAAAAGGAUGCAAGUUUGUUUAUUCUCAGUAGUAGGCCUGUAACUUAUAUAUCAGAAUUACAAUGA